Messenger RNA from Paramecium octaurelia, 828 nucleotides. The record is from the annotation of a GenBank genome assembly. NCBI's taxonomy places the organism in Eukaryota, Ciliophora, Oligohymenophorea, Peniculida, Parameciidae.
AAUUUUAUCAGAUUCAAAUGUCACAAUACGGUAAAGCAGAAUAUUGGGAGGAACGAUACACCAGGUAAUAAGUUAGUUACUCUAAAAUAGAGAUCCUGAGCCUUUCGAUUGGUAUUAAAGAUUUGCAGGGAUCAAGGAUUUAGUCUAAGCCUGUUUCACUCCUGAAAGCAAAAUUCUUAAUAUAGGGGCAGGGAAUUCAAGUAUAGAAAUGUUUUAGAGUUAUUUAGGAUUGAGUGAGGAGAUGUUCGAUGAAGGAUAUUAGAACAUUACAAAUAUUGAUAUUUCACAUGUUGUUACAAAAGCAAUGUAGGAGAAGUACAAGGAUAAAGGUCCAAAUUUCAAAUGUAAAAAUUGUUGAAAUGCAGAUCUUCAUAUGGAUGCCAGAGCUAUGGAAUUUGAGGAUGGAUCAUUCGAUGGAGCAAUUGAUAAAGGAACCCUUGAUGCCAUAUUAGUAAGACUUGUAAUAUCCUUAAGUGUGGAGAGUCAUCAUCAUCUAACGCUUAAAAAGUGAUUCAAGAGGUUCACAGAGUACUAGGGCCAAAAGGAGUGUAUUUUGCAAUUUCUUAUGGUCUACCGGAACAUCGACUUUAAUAUUUUGAAAAGCCUGAAUACGAUUGGUAUUUAAGAUGACUAUUUUCAUUUGUUUAGGAAUGUAAUAGUUAAAUAGGUUCACAAACCAACAAUUUCAACCUCUAUCGCAAUAACAAAUGAAGAUAAGGAUGCGCCCAAUGUCCAUUACAUAUAUAUAUGCACUAAAGUAGAUUUAAAUUGCUUAGAUUUUAGGGAUAACAAAAAGCAGCUAAAUAAUGAAUUUGAAUUAUAUUUAAC